UUUAUGUCGAUUAUGAAGAAAGCAUUUAUUCGACUGCAGUGGUUUUCUCCGGGUGCGUACAUGCUCGACAAGAUUUAGUUACCUGACUCUUGUUGGAAUCCUUCACGCUUCGUGUGUUGCACAGGCUGUACUCUUACAGCAAAAAAAAGCUAUCAUGACCUCGUAUACUGACAAGGGCUCUAAGCCCGAGGGGGGUCGUUUCCUCAACUUCCAUCAUCUGACCUUUUGGGUUGGCAACGCAAAACAGGCUGCAUCGUACUACUGUGACAAGCUUGGAUUCGAACUCUUUUGCUAUAGAGGACUUGAGACAGGCCACCGAGACGUCGUCAGCCAUGUUGUGCGACAAAAGGAUGCAAUAUUUGUUUUCCAGAGCCCCCUCAACCCCAGCAAUAAAGAGUUUUCUUCCCAUAUGGAAUUACAUGGCGAUGGUGUUAAGGACAUUGCGUUUGCCGUCGAGGAUCUCGACUAUAUCAUGGACUUCGCCAAACGAAGGGGUGCAGAAGUGAUUCGAGAUAUCCAUGAAGAGAGCGAUACUUUAGGAAGAGUUAGACUUGCCACAAUCCGCACCUGCGGUGAUACAAGCCACACAUUAGUUGAGCUGAAUGACUACAAAGGCGCGUUCCUGCCUAAUUAUCAUCCGCAUCCUGACGCUACGCCAAAUAAUACUGCUGUCAAAGUCCGCAAGGGAGAGGCCUGCGGUGUUCGUUUUAUUGACCAUUGCGUUUUGAAUCAGCCGGAUAAUGGAAUGCUUCCUGUUGCGGAAUGGUACGAAAAAGUCCUACAGUUCCAUCGGUUUUGGUCGGUCGAUGACAAGCAAAUUCACACAGAGUACUCAGCGCUCAGGUCAAUUGUAAUGACAAACUUUGAUGAAACAAUUAAGAUGCCAGUGAAUGAGCCUGCCCCUGGAAAAAGAAAAUCACAAAUUCAAGAGUAUGUAGAGUACUAUGGAGGCUCAGGAACGCAACACAUUGCCCUCAACACCGACGAUAUAAUCCACACUAUCAAAGAAAUGCGCGCUCGUGGAAUGACGUUCCUCAAAGCCCCAGAUACCUACUACGAGCAACUAAGAAAUAAGCUGAAGUCCUCUAAGGUCCGGGUCGCCGAAGACCUGAAUGAGCUUCAGCGUCUUUCUAUUUUGAUCGACUAUGAUGAAAAUGGGUAUCUACUGCAAAUUUUCACGCGUCCGAUGCAGGAUCGUCCUACUCUUUUUAUUGAAGUAAUACAGAGGAGGAAUCACCAGGGUUUUGGAGCUGGUAACUUCAAGGCUCUCUUUGAGGCUAUCGAACUGGAGCAGGCAGCCCGUGGAAAUCUCUAAAACAUAAAAAUAUGAAGCGGUUGUCACCUCUCAAAAUAAAGUUUAGUCAAAAAAAAUAAGUCUAUAGCUGUAUUCACUCUAUCAUGCAGAGUUCCGCUGUUUCAAAUUAUUAAUCAAUUUGAAUUCACUGCAUUUACGUUUUCUUUCUCCUGAUGUAGUGUAGAAAGCACACAAAACUCAAUGAACAAUGUCUAUUUAGUUUACUUUACUGUAACUAAUCAACUCUUCGACUCGUCGUUAUUAAUUUAAUAAUUGUUUUAUGCUGUAUGUUGUUGGUGAAACUGACUCUUCAAUUUAUAAGACGAUGACAACGGUUGAAAUGUAGAUUUGCUGAUAGGUAUUGAAUUCAAGUGUGAAGAAAACUAUUCCUAUUCUUUGAAAUAACACUCUUUAACGCAAGGACGAUCAGAAUACAAUCUGCUACAUUAAAAGCUAAUUACGUACGUGCCAGGAAUAAAAAUUCGAAUCAUGUUUCAAUACUUUAUGAAGCAUCUGUUAAAAAUUUUAUAAAGAUUUCGAUAGGAAUUUGAUAAGUUCCUGACACUAGUAGAAAAAGACGCUUUAGAAUUAGUUGUGCAGGAUGUUUUGGUUUUACUUUCUUUUUAUAUUAACAUGUUUAUACUGUUAUAUUUUUAUUAGUUUUUCUUACCUUUUUUCUGUUUCACUUUAAACCACUUCCGAGACACGCAGUGCUGCUUUCCACUUAUUUUAUGCAUUCCAUUUCAAUAUACCAACACUGUUUUAGGUUGAAGAAAUUAACUUAUCGUCUAAUGUUUCUAUGUAUGUACUCGUAUAUUUAUAUAUUAUUCAUUAUAAUCAAUUCAAAUUUUUUUAUGAUAAGGAUAAAAAUAAUCAGUUGCUGAUUUAUAAUAACACACAAAUGUAACACAUAUUAUUCUCGUCGUAUUUUGGGCUUGUACUAUUUCAUCUAGUUAGCUUCCGAAUAGGCGACGAUAAGUGUAACCAUACGUCAUACCUUUCUGUUCUGUAAAAAAAUGAUUAUGUUUUUACUCUUAAUUAAACAAUUAUACGAUUUCUUCAAUGCUUCCACGUUCUCGAGGCAGGAUUAAAGAAACUGACCUAGACAUGUGAUACCUAUUUAAUAUGUCGGCGGCUUGUGUACGCUUUACAUACUUCCAUUUUUCUUAAUUAUUACUACUAAUACAUUCUCAUAUAAUGAUCCUACGCUUGUUUUUCAUUUUCGAAUCAAGUGACCGGCGGCGGACGGCUUUAUCAUUGCUAAUUCAAUUCAAAGAAAAUUUCAUUAUCAUCAUUUAAUGGAUUUAGCUUUUCUCGCUUGUUCUUUUCCUAUAUAAACAACAAAACACUAUGGCAUUGUGGUCUCAAGAUGGCUCAUCACGACUGUAAUCUCACACAAAUCGCUCUAUUUUCAACUGCUUUUUUUCAAAACAUAGUGUAUUUAAUCUGUUAAAUUCCGUCCGGAUUUUCAAAUAAAAAAGAAGAGGCUAUCAAUAAAGUAGCCCAAAGGCAGUCCAAGUAUUUGACACUUCGAGUAAUAAUUCGAGAUAUUUACUCGAUUCGAGCCAGUUCGAGAAACGCGUUUAUGUAUCGUAAGCACAGAACACGCUCAUACAGCUCUUUCAGAUCUUACACCAGACCAUACAGACAUAUCUGUCAUAAAUAGCACAUUUGAACAUUCAGAAACAUUAUAAUUACGCCGUACCGCCGGUCACGCGGUCAAAUUCUUAGAAUAUUUUCUUCAAACAUUAUCGUCAUUCUGUGCUUGAAGCGAUAUCAAGGGGAAGGACGCGCACCGCUUUGUUGUAAAUUGCAAAAAAAAA
Molecule: messenger RNA, 3117 nt
Organism: Varroa destructor (honeybee mite)
Lineage: Eukaryota; Metazoa; Arthropoda; Arachnida; Mesostigmata; Varroidae
Gene: Hpd
Product: 4-hydroxyphenylpyruvate dioxygenase
Biological process (GO): L-tyrosine catabolic process
Cellular component (GO): Golgi membrane; endoplasmic reticulum membrane
Molecular function (GO): 4-hydroxyphenylpyruvate dioxygenase activity
Source: RefSeq, a predicted model, not a curated record